GCAAAACUUUUAGUUUCCCAGCAAGUUCAUAAUAAUACGCGACGAAGCUCCCGGGAAUAGUGUAUUCUAACUAAGAUGACAGCAAACAAGGUCAGUUGAGACCCUUCGGAAUACACUACCUGUAACAACUCGUGCUUUUUGUGAAAUCCUGCUUAGCUGAAGAGACAUUUGUCGCGGAAAUGACCAGCUCAGAGCCUUGGCGUCCAGCGAACCCUACGCGCAAACCACUCGGCAAGCUCGCCAGCCGACUGGAGGAGGUGAAGAACUCUUGGAGACAGGGAUCGGCACUCGAACUGAGCCACAAUGAAACUGCACGGCUCGCCACGGACGCGCUCUUGGAACAGGGGGAAAAGGAGUAUAGAAAAGUCCUAAAUGAAGAAAGAGAAGUGAACUUUCUGUCCUCGCUGGAAAUACGCUAUAUCACCGAAAAUGUGGCCAAGACUGGCAGCACGGACAGCGGCAUUAAUGGAGUGGACAUGGAGGAAGGAGACACGGUGUCCGAACUCACUUCGGGGACUUACUUUCCCAUGAUGUCCGAUGAGGAGCCUCCGAUGUUGGAGUUGGGCUGGCCCGAGCUCUCCAACCGAUAUGGCCCCACAGAGGCGCAGAUACACUUUCAGAGGGACAAGUCCCAAAAUUUCAAAGAUCUGAUUCGAUCUCUCAUCAGUAAAGCAAAGAAGGUUAUCGCUAUAGUCAUGGAUAUAUUUACAGAUGUGGACUUGUUCUGUGACUUAAUGGAGGCCUCCAACAAGCGCCGGGUUCCAGUUUAUAUUCUACUGGACGAGAAGAAUCUCAGCCAUUUUUUGAGUAUGUGCACAGAACUUGACAUCCAGAAUUCACACCUGAAUAAUAUGCGGAUAAGAAGUGUAUGUGGUGACACAUAUUGCACCAAAAGUGGGAAGAAAUUCACGGGUCAAAUUCAGGAGAAAUUCAUGAUCAUUGACCGUGAGGAAGUCAUAGCUGGAUCGUAUAGUUUUACAUGGCUCUCUGCUCAGGUCCAUAGCAACAUGCUAAUGCACUUCUCCGGUCACGUUACUGACUGCUUCGAUCGGGAAUUCCGCUGCAUGUAUGCCGACUCUCAAAUAAUAGACCGUUUCCACAAUCCAGAUGAAGAAGGUCUACCCUGUUACCCUUACAGCAUGAUGGCACCAAACUUGGGGCUGGACUUUCUCCCAGACUAUAGCAGCAAAGAGCGUGUGUAUUCAGAGAAUUCCAGUAGCCAAUCAAGUGGUAGCGUUUCCAGCAUCAAAGCUGCACCUCCAGGUAUCAAGUCUGUUUACAAAGUCACACAUGACAAAAAGAACCCAGAAAACUCACAAAAGAGUACUGACCGGAAAGGGGUCAUAAGCCCAGAGCAACAAAUGCCUCAAGGAAGCCACAUUGGAAGAGGUCCUCCGAAUGGUACGCACCAAAGUCAGACUGUGGAACACCACUCUUUAGGAUUAGAUCAGUCUUCCGGUGUGGAAUGGUCCAAGAUGGGAGCAGCAGAGUACAUCCGGUCAAACAUUGCUGGGCAAACAUCUAAAUUCCAGGCGAUGGGUCUCUACAACUCUCCAAAACCUCCAUCACCAUCUCAACAGUCUCCACCUGAUAGCAAAAUCUCCCCAAAACAUCGCAGUCCCACCACCAACCCCUUCUUCAGUAAGUUCACUGACAUCUUCACCCCUUCCACAAAGGACAAAGAUUCCCAUGCCUUCCAGAAGUUGCCCACACAUACCUCUCCGUAUGGCGGUCCGGAUCUUUCUCAGAACGAGCCAGAGAGUAAGCAGGGACCUCCUCCACCGGGUCCCAUGCCAAAAGACAGACUGGGUCAGGAUAAAGGGAUUCAUCGGCGUGAUGAGAAACGUAUGACUUUAGGUCACAGCAAAUUGGACCUUGUGAACCAAUACAACAAGAUGAAAUCCAAACAGGUAUAUAGCCGUUUUGAGCUAAAGAACAACAUACCUCAGUAACAUUGUGGCACUGUAUUUACAGGCCAUGAUUGGUCAACCUUUCUUGAACUCUUUGUAUAUAGCUGUUCAUGGGAUAGUGCAAAGGGACAGUUCUUGCACUGGUGCGAGUUUCUUCCUACUUAUGUGUGUGGAAAAGAGACUAAAAACUUCAAGAUCUUGGUGACCAUGUGUGUUGUUCUUGUGCAUUUUGUAUUUUUAAUGAAAUUAAAUUAUUUUUACCUGUUCUGAUUCUGCCUUCAAGGCGUGCAUGUGCACACAUCUCAUAUAUGGGUCAGUGAUGUAACGUUCGCUUUUUCUGUCCAGACUAUAAAGAUCCAUAUAUCUGUC
Molecule: messenger RNA, 2279 nt
Organism: Myxocyprinus asiaticus (Chinese sucker)
Lineage: Eukaryota; Metazoa; Chordata; Actinopteri; Cypriniformes; Catostomidae
Product: protein FAM83C-like
Exons: 4
Coding region: 180-1952 (590 amino acids)
Source: RefSeq, a predicted model, not a curated record